AAUCCGCUAGCGCUAGCUUUGCUGCAGUAAUGUAGCAGGCCUGGCUCGAGACGCUCCAGUUCUCCUCGCGUCCCCUUGGUCCAGAGCCGUCAACCAUGACGUGACUUUCAGUCUCAAGGCUUCGAAGUGCUCGGAAAAUGCGUCGACACGUUCGUCUUGUAUCCGUGUGCGUGGUCUCGGUGUUCGUGUCGGUGCUGUACGUGUUCGAGCAACUCGCGUCCUCUCUGGAGACCGAAGCCGGAUGGCGCGAGCCGCUACCGGAGCGAGGCGCGCGGGCAGGAGGCCUCAGCCUACCUCACUCCGAGCACAGAGCCUAUUUUUCUCGUUCUGUCAGGUGUAAGUCAAUGUCUGUCACACACUGGAAUCCAUAUUGGAGACUGCCCCGUGAUGUUUGUGGAAAGAACUGCUUUAUGGAGUCGGCUCGUAGGUAUGCUGUGGGUAAAACAUCAUCUGCGGUGCUUGAGUUGGGCAGAACCGAGCCGGUCAUGUUGGCAGUGGUGGCAUGUGGCCCCAGGCUUGAGGAGACUCUCACCAUGCUGAAGUCUGCGGUUCUCUUUAGUCGCAGAACUCUCCACUUUCACAUCUUUGCUGAGGAUGAGCUCCAUUCAGGCUUCAAAGAUGCUUUGGAGUCGUGGCCAGCGAGGUUCCGUUCUAAAUUUAACUACACUACCUACCCCAUCACCUUCCCCAGUGACAAUGCCAAGGAAUGGAAGAGACUGUUUAAACCCUGUGCUUCCCAAAGGCUUUUCCUACCUCUGAUCCUAACUGAGGUGGAUUCUCUGCUCUACGUGGACACAGACAUCCUGUUCCUGCAGCCAGUAGAAGAGAUCUGGAACUUUCUCUCCCAGUUUAACAGCAGUCACAUGGCAGCCAUGGCACCUGAGCACGAGGAGCCGAGAAUCGCCUGGUAUAACCGUUUUGCGCGGCACCCCUACUACGGCAAAACAGGCGUCAACUCUGGAGUCAUGCUCAUGAACAUGACGCGCAUCAGAGCCACACGCUUCAAGAAUGAUAUGACGACAGUUCACCUGAGAUGGAAGGAAUUGCUUAUGCCACUACUACAGAAAUACAAGCUUAACAUUACAUGGGGGGACCAAGAUCUCCUUAAUAUCAUAUUCCACUACAAUCCAGAAAGCCUGUUUGUGUUCCCGUGCCAUUGGAACUACCGCCCGGACCACUGCAUCUACGGCAGCAACUGCGCUGCCGCCGAGGAACACGGGGUUUACAUUCUCCAUGGCAAUCGAGGUGUUUACCAUGAUGACAAGCAGCCUGCAUUCCGAGCCAUUUAUGAAGCCAUUCAGAAAUACCCAUUUGGAGAAGAUGCAAGCAAAUUUCUACUUAAACCUCUAGAGAAAAAACUAAAGAAUACCCUGCAUACGUACUGCGGACGAUCCGGCCACCUUUUCACCAAGAAGUUACAGGAGAGCGUCAGAAACCUUCAGAACGACAACCACAAUGCACGAUGAUCUCAUCCAUCUCCUCGGGUCAUCCUGAUAAUCCUGUACGACGGAAAAGGAAGGUGAAAUGUGGCACUAAGAUCACUUUUACAUGGCAUCCGGAGUCCAAUUUUGACAGUCAAACAUUGUUCCUAGAAACAGCUCCUCACUACAGCCCUGUUUCCAUUUUUUUUUCUUUUCUUUAAUCAUAAGCUAAUGAUGAAGCUAAAUAAGUGUGUUGGUACUGCAGGCUGUGAAUAAUAAUUUUUCGAGCACUAACAUGGAAUGCGGCGUGAAAUUUCAUCACCUUCAACAUUAAGCCUUAUUUCUAUCCAGGGAUGGGUAAAUACAUUUUGUCUACUGAUUUGAGUUCAGUUUUAUUAUUAUUAUCAUCAUCGUCGUUUUUCCGAUAUUGUUGUAAGGUUGCUGGUUUGUAGGAUUAGAAAAUGAGCCUAACUGAACCUCUGUGUGAAUGGAAACUAAUCCGAGGAUCUAAUAGGUACAAACAAUGACCUAUAUGGAUCGGUUAAGCUUACUAACUUAUAGAUAUGACAUGGGCGAUAAUAAAUCGCUGACUUUCAUUGGUCAAGUUUUUCCAUGUAUUCCUAACUGUUCCACAGCUACAUUUUCAGGUGAAGAACAUUUUUACAUUUUAUACAUGGUUAGGAUUUUAUGUUUGUAACACAUGACCAUAUCAUCAAGGGCUCGGACAAUGUGUACAUCAUUACACACUACAUGUGUUUAAAAACAUUUUAACUGUGUUCUUCCAAGUAAGAUUGAUGGGGGUCCAAGUGCAAAAGCCCUGUUGUUUUUUGUUAAUAUGUUUGUUAUUUUGAUUCUCUUAUAAAAAGAGAAUUAAGCAAAUUUGGCAGAUACUCCUAAAGAGGAAGAAAGCGCUGGCCUGAUGGUGGCGCUAUAAUGUACUGUUUAAUGUUUUCUCGUGAGUCCCUUUGCCACUUGUCAGUUUUGAUAUGUUUACGGACACAGGCAGUGCACUCUAAUCUUAUAAACGACCGGCAGGUCUUUAAAAAGGGCAAACGUUAUUAAAAUACUAAUACACAUACCUAUUUCUGAAAUUCCACUGAGUAUACAAGACAAAAUGAUAAAAAUAAAAUGUAAUUAAGUAAAAAGGUGAGGGUUUUCUUUCUUGCUCUGCUUAAGCUGGGCCUCGUGAUCACUAUAUAUCAUUGAUACUAGACUCCAGGUGCUUUGAUUAGUGAAUUCUGAUGGUUUUAAAAGUCUUCAAGCAUAUUUCUAUUUUUGAUUUUGUUAUUAUACUUAAUUUGGUACCAUGCAAAUAUAUUUUUUUAAAUAUUCUACACUAUGUUCCCUGGCCUUUAAAUCUUAUGUGGUAUUGUUUACAAUUAAUAAUAUAUCCAUGAAAUUUAUGAUGUAAAAAAAAAUAAACGAAAUGAAUUUUUUUUAUAAUAUAAUAUUUUGAUAAUUAAUGUUCCUGAAACAUUUUCCAGGUUCUUUUCAAUCACUAAAGAUGUGUUCGAGACGGAAGGGUGCUUGGCAGCUUGUGUUAUUAAAUAGUUUACUGAACUGAAGUAGCAAUGAAAACUUAAACUUCACAGCCACCUUUUCAGUCUGAAAUCGAAACUUCAUUUCGGAUUCCCUAUCGGUUCUGUAAGAAACGUCACGGACUGGUUAUAAUCGAAAACCAUCUCUUUGCGUUUGCUCUAUGUGACAUUAAAUAUUGAGUGAUGAGCCAGAGUGCAUACUUAUCAUACACCAGAACAGAACAUUUUUAUCACCAUCCACACUGAAUAACAACGUAUAGUUCUGAUGUACAACAUAUCUGUAACGUUAGGAUUCGUUUCUGAAUAUCCAAAAUGUUUUGUAUUGGAAUUCAUUUAAUGUGAUCGUGAAGAUUGUGUGUUAAUGUCCAUCAUGGUACCUGAUUUCUGAAUGUAAAUGUUUGGAAUGAUGCAGUAUAUUUUUGUAAUAAACGUUGCACUUUUAAUUAUG
This is a messenger RNA of Hemibagrus wyckioides, 3407 nucleotides long. Its product is annotated as glucoside xylosyltransferase 1-like. Bases 138 to 1466 code for a protein of 442 amino acids. The record is from RefSeq and is a predicted model, not a curated record. Lineage: Eukaryota; Metazoa; Chordata; Actinopteri; Siluriformes; Bagridae. Gene Ontology annotation, molecular function: UDP-xylosyltransferase activity. The transcript is spliced from 8 exons. Gene Ontology annotation, biological process: protein O-linked glycosylation via N-acetylgalactosamine.